GUCGCUGUGACGCCAUCCACCUGCGACCGCGCGUGUACAGAGGUUCCGGCGGGUGGCUCCUCUCCGGCUUGAAACCUUAGAGCGGCUUCUUCUCGUCUGCGGCUUCUGACCUGCGAGCAAAGGAAAAAGCAACGAGAUGACAGACCGCUACACCAUCCACAGCCAGUUAGAGCAUCUGCAGUCCAAAUACAUCGGCACCGGCCACGCCGACACCACCAAAUGGGAGUGGCUGGUGAACCAGCACCGCGACUCCUAUUGCUCCUACAUGGGCCACUUCGACCUUCUCAACUACUUCGCCAUUGCCGAGAAUGAGAGCAAAGCGCGAGUCCGCUUCAACUUGAUGGAGAAGAUGCUGCAGCCUUGCGGCCCGCCCGCCGACAAACCGGAGGAGAACUGAGACCUCACCGUCUCACCGCUAGGUCCUUACCCGGGGCGUUCCGUCCGACCUGCCUUCCUGUGGAACAAAGAGUUGGGAGACCCGUCAUAACCCCUGAGAAACUGAACAGUGGAGAGAUUCUAAAGUCUGCAAACGUUAGAGGAGAUAUGGCUGGAGUGAGAUGGGAUUAAGAGGCUCGUUUUUGGCUAGUUGACUGUCUUCGUUGCUUUUUCUAUAAAGUUUAGAAAUGUU
Messenger RNA from Phacochoerus africanus (Common warthog), 628 nucleotides. It is a transcript of the gene SF3B5, whose product is annotated as splicing factor 3b subunit 5. NCBI's taxonomy places the organism in Eukaryota, Metazoa, Chordata, Mammalia, Artiodactyla, Suidae. Gene Ontology annotation, cellular component: precatalytic spliceosome; U2 snRNP. The transcript is spliced from 2 exons. The coding region runs from base 137 to 397 and encodes 86 amino acids. The record is from RefSeq and is a predicted model, not a curated record. Gene Ontology annotation, biological process: mRNA splicing, via spliceosome.